AUGUUGGCGACGCUGUCAAGACUUAAAAGCCCUAGACUUCUUUCUCCGGAAAUAUUUUUAGGAUACAUAUUAGGACAAGAGGUGAGAAGUAAAAAGGUUAGCUUGUUAAGUCACAGUUUACCAGUAUCCGCAGCGGUGAGGCAGAAAGUCACCGCUGGCUCCAGAGAUGUCAGCUCCUCCUGUUCGCUGUGCGCCAAAGCCAGAGGGCAGCCGAAGAAGAGAGAGCUGUCUGAAAAGAAGCUGACCCGUUGUUUUGUAGACCAUCGGCGUGUGAAGCUGAUGGCUGGCUCUGGUGGCAGAGGAGUUUCCAGCUUUCACAGUGAGCCGCGGAAAGAGUGGGGGGGACCAGAUGGAGGGAAUGGAGGAGAUGGGGGAAGCAUCAUUAUGAAGGCGGACAAGUUUGUCAAAUCAUUGGCACAAGUAGUCCCGAUUUACAAGGGAGAAGAUGGGCAACGAGGUGGCAGCAAGAACUGCUAUGGCAAGAACGGGAGCAAGAACUAUAUUUCUGUACCUGUGGGCACCGUGGUAAAGGAAGAAGGAGAGACACUGGCCGACCUUUCGGAGCACGGCCAGGAGUAUCUGGCUGUAUUUGGGGGAAUUGGUGGGAAGGGGAAUCGGUUCUUUCUGUCCAAUGAGAAUCGUGCACCAAUGACGGCAACCCAAGGAAUGAUGGGCCAGGAGAGGGUCCUUCAGCUGGAGCUCCGCACCAUGGCCCAUGCUGGACUGGUGGGGUUUCCGAAUGCUGGAAAAUCAUCAUUGCUGAGAGCCAUCUCCAACGCCAGGCCUGCUGUGGCUGCUUACCCUUUUACAACACUCAACCCACAUGUAGGAAUUGUCAAUUACAGGGAUCAUGAGCAAGUUGCAGUUGCUGACAUCCCAGGCAUCAUUCGAGGAGCCCAUCUGAAUCGAGGCCUUGGCAUUUCUUUUCUGCGCCACAUAGAGCGCUGUCGUUUCCUACUCUAUGUUUUGGACCUGUCUUCCCCAGAGCCCUGGACCCAGCUCGUGCACUUGCGUUAUGAACUGGACCAGUAUGACCCGGGUCUGUCCCUGCGUCCUCAGGUCAUCAUAGCCAACAAAAUGGACCUUCCUGAGGCCCGGGAGAAGCUAGAGACUCUAAAGAGCCACGUCUCCCAGCGGGUCAUCCCUGUGUCGGCGCUCACAGGACAAAACACAGAAGAGCUCAUCCUCCACCUCAGAGAGCUGUAUGACGGAUAUCUCCAAGGAGAAGGUAGUGGGGAAGAGAAACCCAAAAGAUGGUAGUAAAAAUGAGUUUGUCUGAUAUUUUCACGAUAUAUAUUUAUACUUGAAGACAUGGAAUGAUUUUAAAUUGCUUAAUAAACACAUAAACGAAACAUAAUUCA
This is a messenger RNA of Trematomus bernacchii (emerald rockcod), 1361 nucleotides long. It is a transcript of the gene mtg2, whose product is annotated as mitochondrial ribosome-associated GTPase 2. Gene Ontology annotation, molecular function: magnesium ion binding; GTPase activity; GTP binding. Gene Ontology annotation, cellular component: mitochondrion. NCBI's taxonomy places the organism in Eukaryota, Metazoa, Chordata, Actinopteri, Perciformes, Nototheniidae. The record is from RefSeq and is a predicted model, not a curated record.